Lepisosteus oculatus (spotted gar) is the source of this 1885-nucleotide messenger RNA. The record is from RefSeq and is a predicted model, not a curated record. Lineage: Eukaryota; Metazoa; Chordata; Actinopteri; Semionotiformes; Lepisosteidae.
GUCUGUGCUCCCGCACCCUGCCUGCCUGCACAGCUCUCUGCCUCUGCAAGAAUGGCGACAGCGUUCUCCCUGCGCAAUGUCUCCCUGCACCCCCUCCGCACUGGGGGCUCUGCCUUCGGGGUGCGCCCGGCUCCCAGCGUGCACGGGGGCGCCGGCGGCUUCGGCACCCGGGUCUCCAGCAUCAGCGCCGGCGGGGGGUACAGCUCGGCGGCGGGGGGCUUCUCCGCGGGGGGCGGCUUCUUCGGCGGCGCCGGGGGGGCCGGAGAGGCCGACCUCGGCACGUCCGGCAACGAGAAGGCCACCAUGCAGAACCUGAACGACCGCCUGGCCAGCUACCUGGAGAAGGUGCGCACGCUGGAGGCCGCCAACGGCGAGCUGGAGCUGAAGAUCCGCCAGUUCCUGGAGAAGAGGGUCAAGGCAGGAGACCGGGACUACAGCCCCUACUACAAGACCAUCCAGGAGCUGCAGCUCCAGAUCANCGCUGCCCGCGUGGACAACACCAAGAUCCUCCUGCAGAUCGACAACGCCAAGCUGGCCGCUGACGACUUCAAAAUGAAGUACGAGAACGAGCUGUCCAUGCGCCAGUCCGUGGAGGCCGACAUCGCCAGGCUGAGGAGAAUGCUGGACGAGCUGACGCUGGCCAGAGCCGACCUGGAGAUGCAGAUCGAGGGCCUGAAGGAGGAGCUGGUGUUCCUCAAGAAGAACCACGAGGAGGUGGGUUACAUGGUGAGGUCUAUGGGUGGUGGCUCUGUGAACGUGGAGGUGGACGCACCGCCCCAGCAGGACCUGAUGGAGGUGCUGGACGGGAUCCGGGCGCAGUACGAGGGCAUCGCCGAGAAGAGUCGCCGGGAAAUGGAGGGCUGGUACAAGGGCAAGUUUGACGCGCUGAACCAGCAGGUGGAGUCUAGCUCCAGUGAGAUCCAGACCAGCCGGAGCGAGAUCAAUGAGCUGAAGAGGACCCUGCAGGGGUUGGAGAUCGAGCUGCAGACCCAGCUCAGCAUGAAAAGCGCCCUGGAGGACAAUCUGGCCGAGACGGAAUCCAGCUACAGCGCGCAGCUGACGAAGCUGCAGAGCCAGGUGACCCAGCUGGAGACGGAGCUGGGCCGGGUGCGCGUGGACACCGAGCGGCAGUCCAGCGAGUACCAGAUGCUGCUGGACAUCAAGACCCGGCUGGAGAUGGAGAUCGCAGAGUACCGCCGCCUGCUGGACGGGGAGGACGUGGGCUUGAAAUCCAAGGACCUCAUCAUGAUAUGUAUUCCCCCACCAGAGCCGCAGCCGGAGGCACCCCCGAGCCCCAACCCCGAGCGCUCGCGGAAGGUCAAGACGAUCGUGGAGGAGCUGGUGGACGGGAAGGUGGUCUCCUCGGAGGUGAAGGAAGUAGAGGAGAAGCUGUAGGGCUGCCCCGGCCCGCCCUGCAGGAGGCGCUGUGGGCCUGCAGCCCCUCAGAGCCCCUCUUGCUGCGUCUGCACUUUGCCAUCUGUGCCUGGACGCGGUUUUUCUGCCUGCGUAGCGGAAAUUGCAAGGCCCUGAGAUUUGCCGUUUUCUGCCUGUUUCUUCCCUUCGCUUGACUCCAGCCAGCCGGCCGCGAUCUGUCCCGCAGGGUGUGGGUAACGUGAGCUUCCUUGCACUGUCUCCAAACGCUUCCCUGGCCAUGCCAGAACACCUCCUAACGAUAUCAUGUAAUGAGUAAAUAAACCCGAUGCACGCCCAUUGACAUGAAUGCUUAUUGCUGUUUGCCUCUAUGCCAGAUGCCUGUAUGCUUUGGAACUGGGCAUUAGUGAUUUGCUGUGUGUGAAAACCAACCCUCAGUGCCUGCUGAGUGGAGAUCUGUGAAAACUGCUUCUCUGAAACAAUAAACAAGAGCUCAGAGCUUGCGUUGUGAACA